Messenger RNA from Oreochromis niloticus (Nile tilapia), 1541 nucleotides. Its product is annotated as sialoadhesin-like. The record is from RefSeq and is a predicted model, not a curated record. NCBI's taxonomy places the organism in Eukaryota, Metazoa, Chordata, Actinopteri, Cichliformes, Cichlidae. The transcript has 8 exons. The coding region runs from base 135 to 1526 and encodes 463 amino acids.
AAAGCAUCACAGGUCUGUUUGCUUUGGCAUUACAACAUCUAAACAGAGAAGUGUUUCAGUCGCUGUGUUUCUGCUGAAAUCACACACAGACUUUUAUUUUGUCGUUUCUCCUGUAGCAGUCUGAUCAUUAGGUGAUGAGUUUUGUGACAGUCCAGUCUGUGAACAUCAUGACAGACAUCAUGUUACUGAGUCUCCUCUUUAUUCCAAACACUUUGGCUGCUUGUCCUUCAAACACACACCUGUUCAUCACUGCACCAACAGAGAUGGAAGCUCUGAGUGGAUCUUGUUUACAAAUCCCAUGUAACUUUAGUGCUGCUGGCCCAGAAAAGUUUGACAGCACAAGACAUGUCUUUGCAGUGUGGAUUAAAAAUCAUUCGAAUGUUUUUGCACAUCCAAACAAUGAGAUCUUCAACAGCAGUGGGACAGUUAAUAUCUAUCCAGUGAAGAUUACAGGAAACCUGAAGGAGAAAAACUGCACCACUCUGUUUUCCAAUUUAAACACAACUUAUACAAACACAUACUACUUCAGAAUUAUGAACUGGCCGUUCAGAGCAACAGCUGCUUGUGAUCCUCUUAAAAUAAAAAUUAAAGAUUCUCCUUGGAGGCCCAAUAUUACAGUCCAAGGUGAUCUGAAGGAGAAGGAGUCUGUCACUAUAACCUGCUCAGCUCUCACUCCCUGUCCACACUCCCCUCCUCAACUCACCUGGAAUCUCACACAAGACUCUCAAAACAAAAUAGAGGAAAACACAGAUGGAAGCUUUACAACUAAAAUCCAGCAGACCAUCACUCUGUCAGACACACAUGAUGGAAAGAAGAUCAGCUGCUCUGCCAGAUAUCCUGUGAACCAAGGAAAAGACACCAAGACAGCAGAGACAGAAGAGACUCUCAGUGUUUCAUAUGCUCCUAAAGACACCUCAGCAUCCAUCAGUCCAUCAGGUUUGGUGUCAGCAGGCAGCUGGGUGAACCUGACCUGCUCCAGCAGAGCCAAACCUCCAGUCAGCAGCUUCACCUGGUUCAAGAAGAGCAGAGCUGUGAAAGUAUCUGAAGGAGAGAUUUACAGCUUCAAUGUAACAGAUGGAGGAGUUUAUUACUGUGUGGCCACUAAUGAUCUGGGUAAUCAGACAUCUGCAGAGAUUAACGUGACUGUUGGAGGAGAGCAGAGGCCUAUCUCUUUCCCAUGGUGGCUGCUUCUCGGAGGAAUCCUUGGGAUGAUGUUACUCUGCUUGAUUAUCUUUGUUUGGUGCUUAAAGUCAAAGCAUCAAACUCAACAACAGACUCAUAAUCAAAAAAGUGAAGAGCUGGUUGUUGAAGAGCCAGCAAGUAAAUCAGAAGGAGAAGAAGAAAACAUCCAUUACGGAGAGAUCAACUUCUCUGUGCUGAGAAAUGAAGCAUCCUCUGACUCAGUGCAGGACAGAGGACAGCAGCAGGAUACAGUGUACGCACAGAUAAAUGUCAUUGAGCCAAAAAACACAGAGCGCGCUCACGGCCAAGAGGAACUGUAUGCUGAGGUCAAGAAAAAGUUAUAAGAUUACAUUAACAAA